This is a messenger RNA of Camellia sinensis, 1610 nucleotides long. Its product is annotated as RNA-binding protein 1. The record is from RefSeq and is a predicted model, not a curated record. Lineage: Eukaryota; Viridiplantae; Streptophyta; Magnoliopsida; Ericales; Theaceae. Gene Ontology annotation, molecular function: mRNA binding. Gene Ontology annotation, biological process: regulation of translation.
AGCCUCAAGGGAGUCAUUUGUAAUUUACCCGCAAGAUAAUAUUUACCCAAAAGCAGCGAUUUAUCAUUUUCAGGGGUUUUAGGGUUUUUUUUUGGGUUGUUAGUGUAUCUUCAGAGUGGUUUUAGGGUUUUGGUUCGCCAUGGAUUCCGAUCAAAACAAGCUUUUCGUCGGCGGGAUCUCAAGAGAGACGACUGAGGACACACUCACAGAUCACUUCGGCAGGUACGGAGCUAUUAUCGGCUCUGUUAUCGCUCGCGAUCGGAACACGGGAAGCGCAAGAGGGUUCGGCUUUGUUUCCUUCUCCGACUCCUCUGCUGUCGAUAAAGCUCUUCAAGACUCUCACACCAUUCUCGAAAGAACGGUAGAAGUGAAAAAAGCCAUACCCAGGAGUGAACAACACCAAAAUCAACAACAGAAUAAGGGUUUGAGUAGGAAUGGUAGAAGUAACAGUAGGAGCAGUGAUCAGUUUAGGACUAAAAAGAUUUUUGUAGGGGGUUUAGCUGCUAGUCUAACUGAAGAAGAGUUCAAGAAUUACUUUGAGAAGUUUGGUAGGAUUACUGAUGUAGUUGUGAUGCACGACAAUGUGACGAGCCGGCCUAGGGGUUUUGGGUUUAUCACUUUCGAUUCAGAGGAUGCUGCUGAGGAUGUUAUGAAGAAGAGCUUUCAUGAAUUGAGUGGCAAGCUUGUGGAGGUCAAGCGGGCUGUUCCAAAAGAAGGAAAUAACAAUAGUAACAACAAUGGUUAUAAUCCGAGGGUAGGUAGUGGAAGAGAUACCUUCAACAACUAUCAGCGCGGGAAUUACCCCUCUUAUUUUCCUAGAUAUAGCAUUGUCCCGGGUUAUGGACCUCUUUCAGGGUAUGGUGCUGUUACUGGGUAUUCUUAUGGAGCAAGCCAUUUUGGUGCUGGGUACCCUCCUGUGGGAUUCAGUGGAAUUGGGUAUGGGUUGACUCCUCCCGCACCAAGGAGUCCUUGGAAUAGCCCUCCGGUUCUUGGCGUCAGGGGAGGUCCAUUGCCAUAUGGCAAUGUUGCUACUGUCUAUCCUGCCUACUUGAAUGGCGGUGUUGGAGCAAUGGGUAUGGCUUCCAAUGGGUAUAGUGGAGUUGCGGGAAUGGGAGUGAAUGGAAAAUUAAGUCAACUUGGAAGUAGUGAUGCACAAGUGGCAGCUGACGUAACGCCUGCUCAGAUUAAUGGGGCAAAUGUAAAUGUAAACUCUACGGGUAUGGGUGGAAGCUAUGGUGCUACCUCUAGUAAACAGAACAAAAAUGGCACUACUGAUGGGUGAUUAAGGCCUUACCCUGUGUAAAUCUAGUUGACUAAUUGGCAUCUCUUUCAGGGCAUUGGCAGGUUAGUAAAUUCUUACACUGACGGGUUAGAGGGGUUUUACUGUGACUAUGUGAAUGCCCUUUCUUUAGAUGUUUUUCUUUACCAUAGGGUAUUGCUUGCUUGUCAAUUUUAGUUACAAUAAUUCAUCGUACAGGAUUCGGACUUCUGUAAUAUAAUUGUUUUCGAUUCCCUCUUUUACCAUGCAUUUCUACUUUUAAUGAGGGCAUAUGGCCAUUGAUAUUUUGGAUUGGGGUUGCAAGCAGGGCACGUGAACAAAUGGUUGAUUU